Penaeus vannamei (Pacific white shrimp) is the source of this 2658-nucleotide messenger RNA. Lineage: Eukaryota; Metazoa; Arthropoda; Malacostraca; Decapoda; Penaeidae. The record is from RefSeq and is a predicted model, not a curated record.
AUCCAAAUGGACCUCCAAAAAGAAAACGAGGAAGACCCAGGAAAGAUGCUUCCAAACCAAAGGGGUUGGAUGAGGGAGACCAUCCAGCAGAAACUCCAGGCAACUCAAAUGAGACGAGUGAAGAGGGUCGUAUGUGCCGGCCAGGAGCAAUGAAAACCAAGAACUGUAUCUACUGUGAUGAGGAAGUCCCUAUUGUGCAGCUAAUGAGUCACCUGGAGGGUCAUGAGCAACAACAGUAUCCAUGUCCCUACUGCUCAUUGAAGGCUCCAAGACUCUCGCUGUCUAGGCACAUUCAGCAGCAGCAUCAAGAGUUCAUCAUGACCUGUGAGAUAUGUUGUGCAAAAUUUCUAGAGUCAGAUCUCUACAGGAAGCACCUGGAAACCCAUUGUGUUGGAUUGCAUCAUUGCUCAGACUGUGGUAAGAUUUUUGGAACUGAGGAUGAACUUCAUAAUCAUGCAAAUGUGGCACACAUCCCAAAAAGUGAAGAUAAUUAUAGUUGCUCUUUGUGUAGUAAGACAUACACAAGCCGAUUCAAAUACAUUAGCCAUGCUCUAAAAUUCCACAAAGGUGGCAUUCCAAUUGAAGGUGUUGUGUGGGGUGGACGGGGUUUGUUAGCGUGCAAUAUAUGUGAGAAGAGAUUUAAGAAAGCUUCACUCUUCAUUACACAUGAAAAGACCCACAGAACAAGAAAAUUCCAUUGUCAUUAUUGCUUGAACAAAUACCCAUCAGAAUAUUUCUUGCAUGACCAUCUUUUGACUCAUCAGUUUGGAGAUUAUGACUGCAGUGAUUGUUUAGUCAAGUUUGCUUCUCGUAAUCAGUUAAACAUACACAAAGAGAAAAUGCACAACCACAAGGUAAACAGAGUGUGUGAAUACUGCAACAGAGAAUUUAAAGAGUACAUACAGCUUAUCAGCCACAAGAGGAAAGCACAUCCUGAGUCAGAGGAAUCUCAGAAGGCAAAAUACACCUGUGGUGACUGUGGCCGUAAAUUUAUGGUAAAGGGUAACUUCUUGAGACACAUGAAAUUACAUGAAAAAGGCAAGUCAGAAAAGAAAUGUGCUUGUAACAUAUGUGGUAAAGUGAUGUCCAAUAAGUAUGCCUUAGCAUCACACUUGAACACUCAUACUCGAGAAUCUUCACUGAAAUGUAAAAGCUGUGAUAAAACUUUUGUGACUAAGUAUACUCUUCUUGAUCACGUGAGAAGAAUUCACGAUGAGUUAGGCUCCGGCAGAGACAAGAUUUGCAAACAGUGUGGUCGUAGUUUCUUCACCAACGCUGAACUCAAAUACCAUUUAAAGACACACACUGGAGAGAGACCUUAUAGGUGUGAAAUGUGUGGAGAAACUUACCUCUCCUCUUCCACUCUUAGAUAUCACAUGCAGAAGCAUUCCAAUGUUAUGUUUGUCUGUCAAGACUGUCAGGCAAAAUUCAAGAAUUAUGUAGGAUGGAGUGCACAUAUGAAACGUGUACAUGGAGUUACUUGUGUCAAGGAUUAUACCAGAGAGCAUGGCAUAUUACAGGCUGUGUUAGAAAAAGAAUCACCUCUUUACAUUGUUGCUCAGGGACAUGCAAAGACAGUAGAUGCUACUCAGAAUAUUUCUUCAAGAGGAUUAGAGAAAGAGUGCUUGAAUUCAGCCACUCUAGCUGUUGGUCUGGAAGAAACUGUUGUAAGCUUACCUGGUAAGGAAGUGGGGAAUAUUAUCCAUGUUGUGUCUUAUGAUGAUUUGGCCAAUCCUCUGGUCCACACCGUUGAUGCUGCCGAAGUGGGCCUAAUUAAACCAGAUCCUGAGGAAACGUGCAUUACACAGCCAAGUUCGAAUCUCCCUUCAUCCAUGGCUGCGGGCAACACUUCCAUGGAUCCUGGCAGUGAUGGAAACUACCCACAGAACAGUGAGAGAACAAGGGUGAUGAUUCCUGAAGGAUGGGAAGUCAUUCUGCCCACAGAAAGUGAAGAGUCUCAGGUGGUGAUGACUGGGGGCUGGGAGGAUACUCGGAUUGCUGUCCCACAGGCAAGUGAAGAAUCGCAAAUGGUCUUGACCAAUGAGUGGGAAGAGACCCAAGGGAUGGCUCAGUUGGUUAUUUCUGAGGAAGGCGAAGAAACUCGUGUUGUCAUGACCUCAUGGAAGGAUUGUGUGGAUUAUUAAUACUUGUUUAUUGAUUUGAUAUUUGUCUGAGAUUUUGAGGUCCUACACACAUGGACAGUGUGCAGAGGUCAUGAAUUAGAAUUUCUGAGUUGCUGUCUGCUUUUUUUAUGUUCACUUGUGCCAAAUGGUAUUAACUUGUUUAGCGUUGCUCAUUAAAGCACGGUGUUCAAAUGUCAGAAAUUGGGGUUGAUAUAUUCACCAUUGAUAUGAAGUAUAUAAUUUGGAAGUAUGUUUUUCUUUCAUUGCUUGCUUUUAUGACUGGGUUUUGAAAAGCUUUUUUAUUUAGAUAUAAAAAAAGGCAGGAUUAUGGAGUUGCAGGUAGGGCAAUGUAUUUUUUCCGAGUGAUAAAUUUACUGCUUCUUUCCAGAAGCUAUUUUCAUCCUGUUUCCUUUUCUCUUUUUCCAAAAUGGAACAAAUUACUACAAGUACCUGAUGUAAUGAUGGCCCCACUGUUUUAAAGAUAAACUAAAGAAUUAAUUUAUAUGAGACAAAGAAUAAAAUUGAAGAAAAUCUA